Cotesia congregata is the source of this 1401-nucleotide messenger RNA. NCBI's taxonomy places the organism in Eukaryota, Metazoa, Arthropoda, Insecta, Hymenoptera, Braconidae. The record is from the annotation of a GenBank genome assembly.
AUGUACUCCCUGGAGGAGUCUAAUGCUCAAGCUCAAAGAGCCGGGCUUCGUCGAGUCGUUGAAAGUGGUCUCAUUUUCCUGCUCAACUUUCCUGCUGAGCGUCCCGCUGACCGCAUUGUCAUUGCUGCCCUCCGAGGGCAGAACCUCCAUAGGCGCGGCGUUGCUCUUCACCUCCUUGACGGGCAUCCGCCUGAGCCUGAUGAACAGCACCAUGAUGAUCAGAAGUAUCAGCAAAAUAAGGACAACCAGAGCCGCGGAAAUCCCCGCGAUCUGCCCGCUGCCCAGCGUCGACAUUCCGGCGGUCCUCGAGGAAACGUGGAGCGUGAAAUUAGCCUCAACGCUUCCGGCUCUGUUUUCCGCGACACAAUAAAAGUCACUGGAGUCUGUCUCCUGGGCGUUGGUCAGAAUCAAAGUGCUGCGCUUGCUGUACUGGCCCUCCUCGUAAAUAUAAACCUUCUGGUAGCUGCUGAACGAGCUGUGGUUACUCAGAAGCUUUCCGCUCCAGUACCACUUUAUUUUAGCCGGCGGAACCGCGGAUACGCGGCAGACAAUGCUCGCGUUCUCCCCAAUUGUGGCCUCGGCGUACCUCGCGGUGAACAUCAUCACCGGGCGGCAGGCAAAGUCGUCGAGGGUCAGCUCGACAAAGGGCCUGUUCACAAGCUGCUCCGGGCCGUGGCAGACCGGAGAGAUCAGAGUCGGAAGAUUGUGCUUGACCAGCCACUGCUUCAUUUCUCUGAGGUGGCAAUUGCAGACCCAGGGGUUGUCGUGGAGCUCGAUGCUCGUGAGCUUGUUCAAGGGGUCGAAGGUCCCCGGGUUGAGGGUGGCCAGCCGGUUCCCGUUGAGCUUCAGCGACUCCAGGGACUCGAGGCCCCGCAGCCCGUUCGACUCGAUCUCGGAGAUUUGAGCGUUAGAGAGGUCGAGUUUUAUCAGGCUGGAGGUCGUCCCGAACACGUUAGACUGGAUCCGGACCAGGGGGUUCCCUGCCAAGGACAGGUCUCUGAGGAAGGGCGCCUUGGUCAAGCUCUCGCUGGGGAUCGAGGUCAGUCUGUUGUUGCUCAGGUCGAGCUCUAUCAAAUUCGUCAGUCCGUUCAGCGCCUCCUUGUCUAUCCGCUCCAUUCUGCAAUUUCGAAGGUAAACCCUUUGCAGGUUGGUCAGUUGGACCCGGACGAAGAUGUUGCUGGCCAGCAGCCUUAUGUCGUUGUCGCUCGCGUCCAGCACCUGGGUCUCCGGGUCUAUCUCCUCCGGGAUGCUCGUAAGCAUCCGCUUCACACACUCGACGGUCCUUUUGCCACCCUUCCACUUGCACGUACACUCGUCCGCACACUUGUCACCGAUUACACAGCAAACUCGCCCCAAGAUUAUAAGGAGCAGCAAAAAUACUCCGACCGAUGGCAGCGGACC